Molecule: messenger RNA, 1751 nt
Organism: Oreochromis niloticus (Nile tilapia)
Lineage: Eukaryota; Metazoa; Chordata; Actinopteri; Cichliformes; Cichlidae
Gene: timm23a
Product: translocase of inner mitochondrial membrane 23 homolog a (yeast)
Exons: 7
Coding region: 385-1014 (209 amino acids)
Biological process (GO): protein import into mitochondrial matrix
Cellular component (GO): TIM23 mitochondrial import inner membrane translocase complex
Molecular function (GO): transmembrane protein transporter activity
Source: RefSeq, a predicted model, not a curated record
CUUUUGGUGUUAAAAACAAGUCUGAGCCGAUGUUUUCUCUCAUUUUUCACAAGUUACUGUGGGUUUUGUUGACGUAACGACAGUGCAGCACCGGUCAUCGCUUUACGGCGGAGCGUGCUGCUGGAGGUCAGAGGCAUGACGAUAACGCGAGAUUGGUAAUAUCGAAGCAAAAAGACGUAAUUUUCGCUCUAAAAAUCCAGCAAGACCAACAAAUACGACCUGUGUUGACGUUUCCUUCUGGCAGUAGUGAAUUCAGGAGCUCGUCUGAUAUACGUUUGUCUAAUAGCUUGAGGGUUUCGACAUAUCUUGCUAACGUUAGCCAGUCGGCUACUGUAGCAACUCCCCUUCAGCCUCCUGUUUGACUCUCGGAACAUUUAUCCAAGCAUGGAUAACAACUCACAAGGAUCGGGGGGAGUUAAAGCAGGCCUGGGGAGUCUUUUUGGAGGGGGUGCACCUCAAUACUCCAACACAGAGCUUGCAGGUGUCCCACUGACUGGAAUGAGCCCUUUGUCCCCUUAUCUCAACGUGGACCCACGUUAUCUGGUUCAGGACACAGAUGAAUUCAUCUUACCUACAGGGGCCAAUAAGACAAGAGGAAGAUUUGAAUUGGCUUUCUUUACCAUCGGAGGCUCCUGCAUGACUGGGGCGACAUUUGGGGCAUUAAAUGGCCUUAGAAUGGGUUUGAAGGAGACCAGAGACAUGGCAUGGUCCAAACCACGUAACGUACAGAUUCUCAACAUGGUGACAAGGCAGGGCGCUUCAUGGGCCAACACUCUGGGCUCUAUUGCCUUGCUGUAUAGUGCUUUUGGUGUUGUGAUAGAGAAAGCCAGAGGAGCAGAAGACGACAUCAACACAGUGGCUGCUGGGACAUUAACGGGGAUGCUCUUUAAAUCUGGCGGUGGAUUAAAGGGCGUAGCUCGUGGAGGUCUGGUUGGUUUAGCCUUGUCUGGUGCCUACGCUCUCUACAACAACUGGGACCAUCUCACCGGCUCUCCUUCAUCGAGGCUGUACUAAACUCCCCCACACAGCUGCUUCAACAUUAGGGCCAAAUAUUUUGAGGACGCAGCCUUUAACCACAGCGCUAAAAGGCAUUAGACUCUGGUCAAAUGCUUUUUCUUUUUUUUUCUUUUUUUCCAUUUUUGUUUAGUUUUUUGGGGGUUUUUCAUGGUGCGAAUUGGUCGCAGUUCACUGGUUUCCCAUCAUAGCUGUUUUCCAGGAGCAUUCUGGGAACUAUGAGAUGUGUCUUGGAAAGGUUUUGGACUGAAUUAAAAGGAAAUCCAGACGUAGACCGUCCAGUGACAGUUCUCCUUUCAUUUAUGUUGAUUCUCUGAGGUGUUCCUGUCACUGAUCUGAUCAGUAAUGAGAGCACUCUGUGAGGAUGCGGUAUAAAAAUAUACUUUUUGCGAUGAUUGUUAAUGGAACACAUGUUAUUACGCUAGAUUUUAAAUACCCAUGAUAUUUGGGUUCAGUGAGUCAAUUUGUAAGAUAACCUCCAACAUCUGUCGUGUUGUUUAGCCCUUGGAUAACAACACAUUCAUGUUCUGAUUCAUGUUGGACUGAAAGACUCUUCUGUAAUAGAAAAACAGCUCAGACCUGCAGUCAGAGGGAAGCCUUGGGGUUAGUUUACUCUUCUAUUUAUUGAAACAUAUUGGUUUCUGGUCCACUGUGGAAGAAGAAAUCACUGUAAACUGUACCUUGAAGUGCAUGCUGUUAAUAUGUGUCCAUCAAACCCACUGUAUUAUAGAUUAAAA